This is a messenger RNA of Drosophila mojavensis, 2739 nucleotides long. RefSeq names its product kinesin-like protein KIF18A (gene Klp67A). Lineage: Eukaryota; Metazoa; Arthropoda; Insecta; Diptera; Drosophilidae. The record is from RefSeq and is a predicted model, not a curated record. Gene Ontology annotation, molecular function: microtubule motor activity; microtubule binding; ATP binding. Gene Ontology annotation, biological process: microtubule-based movement. Bases 146 to 2602 code for a protein of 818 amino acids. The transcript has 5 exons.
UUCAACUCGGAAUGAGAGAAAGACGCCUCAAAGCAAAAUUCAAACAAAUCAAAAAAACGUCCAAUUCAGGCUGUACCAAAUCAAAAAUUAAAUACAAAUACAAAGAGAAACAAUAAGCAAAAAGUGUAACCGAAUAGUUUAAAACAUGCCUGAACCAACAAAUAUUAAAGUAAUAGUGCGAGUGCGCCCAUACAAUCAGCGGGAAAAGGAACAGAAUCAAAGAUGCAUAAUAAAAGUGAUGGACGGAUCUUCAUUGUUGUUCGACCCAGAUGAGGAGGACGACGAAUUCUUUUACCAAGGUGCCAAGCAGCAGUACAGAGACAUCUCAAAGCGCACAAACAAAAAACUAACCAUGGAAUUCGAUCGUGUCUAUGAUACUGAUCACACAAACGAAAACUUGUUCCAGGAGUGUACAGCGCCGCUGGUCGAUGCAGUGCUCGAUGGGUACAAUUGCUCGGUGUUUGUCUAUGGUGCGACGGGUGCGGGAAAGACGUUCACAAUGUUGGGCUGUGAGAACUGCCCUGGGCUCACGUUCCUGACCAUGCGCGAUCUCUUUGAAAAAAUACAGAGUCAAAACGCUACGCGCAAAUUCGACGUAGGCGUCAGCUAUCUGGAAGUGUAUAAUGAGCAGGUUAUGAACCUGCUCACAAAAACAGGUCCGUUAAAGCUGCGCGAGGACGCAAAUGGCGUAGUCGUAAGCGGAUUAGUGCUGAAGCCCAUUUACAGCGCAGAGGAGCUACUGCACAUGCUCACUAUAGGAAACGCGAACCGCACCCAGCAUCCGACAGAUGCCAACGCAGAGAGUUCGCGGUCGCACGCCAUUUUUCAGGUUCACAUACGCAUCACGGAAUUAAAUACUGGCACCAAGCGCAGUGUGAAGCUUUCCAUGAUUGACUUGGCAGGCAGUGAACGAGCUGCUAGCACCAAAGGCCUUGGUAUGCGUUUCAAGGAGGGCGCCAGUAUCAACAAGAGCCUCUUGGCGCUGGGCAAUUGCAUCAAUAAGCUGGCCGAUGGGCUGAAGCACAUACCCUAUCGGGACUCAAACUUGACUAGGAUCCUAAAGGACUCCCUCGGCGGCAAUUGCCGAACUCUGAUGAUAGCUAAUGUGUCCAUGAGUUCGCUCACCUAUGAAGACACCUACAACACCCUAAAGUACGCCAGUCGCGCCAAGAAGAUACGUUCCGUGCUGCGCCAGAACGUGCUCAAAUCGAAUCUGCCCAAGGAGUUCUAUGUGAAGAAGGUCACCGAGCUGAUGGCCGAGCAGGAACGUUUGCUGCAGCACAAUAAAGGUCUCGAGGCCAAAGUGGCACAGCUGGAGCGCUCCGCCAGCAGCAGUAGCAGCUUCGGAGGAUUCGACAUGCAGGAGCUCAAGCCUUGGUACAGCCGCAUCGAUGCUGUAUACACUUCUGUGAUUAAGCUGCAGCAGUGCGUCAUUGGCCUCCGAAGCAAGAUUCAGACCCUCAGCUAUCGACAAACACUGAAGAAGGACUUUGAGCAGCUGAGGAAAGCUGUGACGCAGGAUCAACGGCUGAUACAAGAGGACUUUAAAUUAUUCACAGACUACAUGACGGCACUAAACGCUAGAAAUCAAAAAUAUACUGAUGAGCUGCCUCAUUGGCGCAGCAAACUCGAGAUGGCUUGCCUAAAUCUGAAAAAGCUGAAGGUCGAGGUGAAGGAGUCCAAAUAUCACCAAAUCUUGAGCAUUUACCUAAGUAACAAGGAUCUGGAGGUGCAGCUCUCCAAGCAGCAGAUAAACUGCAGUCAUUUAACCAGUAUUAACAAUGAACAAGCCGAAAAUGCGAGCCUUCUACGCAAAUCCAUAUCCAUGAUGUGCGAUGUCCUGCAUCAGCUGUACAACCGAUUGGAGGAGACACAGAAACUAACGCCAGAAAUACAAGGUGUAUACGAACGACUUGAGCGAAGGAUGCAUUUCACAGCAUCCGAAACAGAGUUAUCGGCGCACGACUUGGAACUUGAUGCGCUUCUCGCCGAGCAGCAGCAGGAGAAUGAGUCGCCAUCAGCAUUGACCAACAGCGCCAAGAAGCGCAGUCGCGACCGGCGCUACACGCACACGCUAACCAAUAGCGAGUUUGUUCUUCACCUGGGCGUGGACAGCUUUGAAGAUACGGACUCCGACACGGACAGUGGAGAGGACGGGCAGCAGGCCUUUAAGAAGCCACGCAAUCUAGACGUCACUCAAGUCAUUUCCGGCAACAUGAGCUCCCGCAAGGCUUUGACGGCGACUGUCACCAAGUCUCGACCCUUGGUCAACCAACGCAUGGUAUCGGAUUUGCUGUCGGAUCAGAAUGUCUGCGGAUCUGCAGACAGGGACAAAGUGAAACAAGCUCUGCUCAAGUCUAACAAGUUUACAACUCAAGGAUUGCAGCGCACAUGCGCGGCUGCGAUACAGAAAGAGAAUUUAAAGUUCCCAUCGAACUGCGUGCGGAAAAGUCCGCGUGCGCUGAUUGCAAAGACUCUCGCCGGCUCCUCGACGACGGCGCGCAAACCCAUUUCUCGUCUGGCCGGCACCAUUGGCUCGGGCGUCAAGGAGGCGCCGGUGGUAAGAAUAAAUCGGGCUGCCUCGUUUCGCGUAAAGAAAUAAUUGAUCUUAAUUGCACUGUGUUAAGCGUUUAUUUUCAAUUUCGGUUUCUUUAUGCAAGUUCAACGAUUUUAAUUUACUGCUUUUAGUUCUGUAAAAACCCUAAAUAAUCGCUAUAAUAUAUAUUAUGUAAAUUUAAA